This is a messenger RNA of Adineta ricciae, 2190 nucleotides long. The record is from the annotation of a GenBank genome assembly. Lineage: Eukaryota; Metazoa; Rotifera; Eurotatoria; Adinetida; Adinetidae.
AUGAGCGGUAAUACUAAUUCUUCGCAAAAAACCUACGUCUGGUUUAAUGGAAAUCAGAGCGAACCUCUUGAAAGUACGAUCAUUCGAGGGGAAGUGGAAAAGAUUAAUGGAAAGUAUCGGUUCUGUACUAGUGCAACUGAUUGUGAAGCGUAUUUAAAAGCUCAAUCGUCGCAUGAUCCUAUCGAAUUAAUUAUUAGCGGUACUCAUGGUAGUGAAAUGGUACCUAAAAUCCACACUUUGCCUCAAAUCAUAAGUAUACAUGUAUAUUGCUACAACAAACACGCUCAUGAGCAAUGGGCGAGAACGUUUACUAAGGUAAAAGGUGUUUUCACAGAGUACAAUGAGCUUCUUAGAAGUCUAUCAUUAAGUUCAAGUUCGGGCAAUAAUGAUUAUCCAUCAAAUGACAGAGCAAUAGCAGCACAACCUUCAGUAGGAACAGAUUCAGCAACAGGCAUACCUCCAGAGACGGCACAGCCUACAACUGCUACAUCGUUGAUAAAUCCACAAGAAUCUGUUCUAUCAAAAGAUGAAACAGCUCUAGUUCCAGUAGCACAAACUGAGGAGCCUAUAAGUACAGUAAGUGAAACAGAGACAACUGCGUCACCAGCUCCAGAACAAAAUUCAAGUUCGUUUUUAUAUGAAGCGGAUACUACAUACUACAUUAUCGUAGCUCAUAUCGAUUUGAUCAUUCGAAUGACAUUUCAGCCAGAAGAAAUCGGCGACUACCUUUCAUGCUGGCAAGGCGUAUCGUCAGGAAAUGAACAGUUAUCUGCUGUAAUUGAAGAAUUCCGCACAAAUUAUUCACCUGACAAGGCCAUAAUGUAUUUGUAUUCAGAUUUGUCCACUUGCCCAUACCUGGAUAAUAUAUGCAAAGGAGGAUAUGUUGACGCUAUUUAUUCAAGUCGAGUACUCAUUGGCGAUAUUGGAAAACAACUCGAACAACACAAAUGUACAACAGUGACUCAAUUAUACCUGUGUGAACUGGUGUUCAAUGAAGAUUUUCAACGAUUGCAAGCUUUAAAUGGUCGAGUUAUCGCCAUGAAAUAUUUUCUAUGGACGAAUACUGAUCGGGAAAAAGCGAUUUCAUAUGUAUCUUAUGACGCUUCAAAUAAUGAAUACAAACGAUUACUAUUCGAGAUCGAAGCUGAUCCACAAACGGCAAACGUUAAACCAUUUGCAAAGCUGGAUUUUGUUAGCACAAUUAACGAUCCAGAUCAAGUCUUGGUCAUGCUGGGAUCACUUCUUCGAAUCAUCAAUAUUGACGAUGAAAAAGAUGGUAUUAUCAAUAUCAAGGCGCAACUAUGUGGCACUGAUGAUGACAAUCAAAUAGCAAAGCAGAUCAAUCAAAUAAAACAAGAACAUAUCGAUAGUAAUGGUGGAACAGAUGCUGUUAGAUUUGGUCAAUUUCAGAUUGCUCUCGGCUACGCUUUAGGUGACACAAAUCUAUCUAACAGUGGCGAAAAGCUCAUUCGAGAUUAUCAUGACAAAUUACAAAUAGACAGUAUGGAUCAUAUGAAGUGUUGUCGUGUGUUGGGUCGUCUCGAAUUUAUGAGAGGCGAAUACGAUUCAAGUCUUGCUAAUUAUAAAAAAGUAUUCGAUUUGAAGACAAGGUCGUCGACAGUCGAUGAUCUCGAUUUGGCCGCACUUCACAACGAUUUGGGCUCGGUUUAUUGUGAAAUGAAUGAUUGUGAUCAAGCAUUAGAUCACUACCAAAAAGCUGCACAAAUCUGGAAGACAUUAAAGGGUGAUUUGGACAGAGCUCUAAUUGAUUGCUAUACGAAUAUGGCCAAUAUUCAUCUACAAUCAGAACGAUCUACCGACGCAUUCUACUAUUAUUCUCAAGUAGAGAUGAUCCUCAUCAAAAGCAAUGAUACGAAUAGUCACCAUUAUGCGUUGUGUUGUCACAAUCUUGGCGUUGUCCGUACCAGUUUACAGCAGUAUCAUUUGGCAUUAGGACACUUUAAAACGUCACUCGAGAUUAAAUCGACAAUUUUUCAGCCAGUUCAUUCAUCGAUUGCAUCAGCGUACAAAUGCAUUGGCACGGUUUAUCAGUACAUGGAUUGUAUAAGCCAAGCUCGCGAUAUGUUUGAACAGGCACUGCAAAUCUAUCGUCAAGUAUUGCCACAAGACGAUGCUACUAUUCAAGAACUCGAACAAAUAAUUCAGGAUUUACCCAAUGAAUCGACAUGA